This is a messenger RNA of Fonsecaea erecta, 1230 nucleotides long. RefSeq lists its product as hypothetical. The transcript has a single exon. The coding region runs from base 1 to 1230 and encodes 409 amino acids. NCBI's taxonomy places the organism in Eukaryota, Fungi, Ascomycota, Eurotiomycetes, Chaetothyriales, Herpotrichiellaceae. Gene Ontology annotation, molecular function: catalytic activity. The record is from RefSeq and is a predicted model, not a curated record.
AUGCCUCAGCUCUUGAAAAUUGGGGUGUCCCAAUCGCAUACGCUCUCGUCCCUGCAAGAAACUCUGUCCGCCCUUCGUGAGACCACCCAGCAGGCGGCGCAGAAAGAUGUGUCCAUCCUCCUCUUUCCCGAAGCCUAUCUCGGCGGGUAUCCGAGAACGUGUUCCUUCGGCGCGGCCAUUGGAGCACGCACAGACACAGGCCGUGACCAGUUCCUCGCCUACACGAAAUCUGCAGUGGAUCUGGGAGAUACACCGCAAGGGGCAGGAGAUGACUGGAUCGAGCGGAGGCUGCCAGUGAACAGAGAGACGGGCCGAAGAGGAGACGGGACAAGAGAGUUCCUCGAAGACGUGGCACGAGAGACAGGUGUGUUCGUCGUUACUGGACUCAUCGAAAAAGCAGGCGGCAGUCUGUAUUGUGCGGCUGUGUAUGUCGACCCAAAGAGAGGCAUCAUCGGCAAGAGAAGGAAAAUUAUGCCCACAGGGUCGGAGCGGCUGGUGUGGGCACAAGGGCAGCCAUCCACACUAAAAGCGGUAGCCACGACUAUUAGGGGAGUCAGAGUGGUCAUGGGAUGUGCGAUAUGCUGGGAGAACUUCAUGCCCCUGUUACGGUACAGCCUUUACAGUCAAGGUGUGAAUCUAUGGUUAGCACCGACCGCGGACCCGAGGGAUACAUGGGAGCCGCUCAUGAAGACUGUCGCUGGGGAAGGCCGGUGUUUCGUUCUCUCCACCAACCAAUGCAUAAAGAAGAAGGACUUGCCGACGUGGAUCACGAGCAACCCACGCGAGUGGUUGUCGCAACGCUCGAAGCCCGAGACGUUGAUGAACGGCACGACUUCUCCGAACCAUCAUCCCUCGACCGGUGGUGGUGGCCGAAGGCUCUCCAUGACCCGCACGGAGGAAAACCACGAGAUCGCAUGGCGCUGCAAGGACACGCCCAUCGACGAAAGCAAACCCCUGGAAUCAUCCACGCUGGAUUUGGACGCCAGCACGCCCUCGGCGCUCAGUGACGGGGAAGAAUUCGUCUCCCGGGGCGGCGCCUGCAUCGUCAACCCGCUGGGCCGAACCAUCGCCGGGCCCAUCUGGGAGAAAGAGAACGAACUCCUGUGGGCAGAGGUCGACUUCGACGAUUGCGAGAGGGGACAUUUGGAUUUUGACGCCACGGGCCACUAUGCGCGCCCAGACGCGUUCAAGUUGACGGUAGAGGGGCUGGAGUUGAUCCCGCCCCCUUGA